AGCUGUCAAGGCCCUGCAGGGACUCCUUGGGCUCGCACAUUCCCUCUGGGCUCCUGCCACCGCUGGGUCAGCGGAGCCCGCGGGCCACGGAAGAAGAGGCUGGGAGGGCGCGCCACAGGCGAUCCCUUUCUGUCCGCCCUUCCUGCCCUUUGCAGCUUGACUUUUCCAGGCACCCUGGAGUCCCAAAAGGCCAGCACUAGCUCCUCGGAGGGUGCGCACCUGCCAGCCGCCCCUGACCUCCCUGAGCAGGCAGCCGCCAAGCCUGAGAAGAUGGCCCAGUCCAAGCUCGACUGCCGCUCACCUGUCGGGCUUGACUGCUGCAACUGCUGCCUGGAUCUGGCCAACAAAAGCGAUCUCCAGAAAAGUGGCAGCGGGGAGAACAAGCCGGGCAGCCCCACCGUGAGCAACUUUCGGCAGCUGCAGGAGAAGCUGAUCUAUGAGAACCUCAAUGCCGACAAGCUCAACAACAUAAUGCGGCAGGAUUCGCUGGAACCCGUGCUGCGGGACCCCUGCUACCUGAUCAACGAGGGCAUCUGCAACCGCAACAUCGACCAGACCAUGCUCUCCAUUCUGCUCUUCUUCCACAGUGCCUCCGGAGCCAGCGUGGUGGCCCUAGACAACAAGAUUGAGCAGGCCAUGGAUCUAGUGAAGAAUCAUCUGAUGUAUGCUGUGAGAGAGGAGGUAGAGGUCCUAAAGGAGCAGAUUCGUGAGCUCGUAGAGAAGAACACCCAGCUGGAGCGUGAGAACACCCUCCUGAAGACCCUGGCAAGCCCGGAGCAGCUGGAAAAGUUCCAGUCCCAGCUGAGCUCUGAAGAGCCAGCACCUGAAGCCCCGGAAAUCCCGGAAACCCCGGAAGCCCCCGAUGGUUCUGCGGUGUAAGUGGCUCUGUCCUCAGGGUGGGCAGAGCCACAACUUGUUCUACCUAGUUCUUUCCAGUUUGUUUUUUGGCUCCCCAAGCGUCAUCUCAUGUGGAGAACUUUAUACCUAACAUAGCUGGUGCCAAGAGAUGUCCCAAGGACAUGGCUAUCUGGGUCCACUCCAGUGACAGACCCCUGACAAAGAGCAGGAAUCUGGAGACUGAGUUGCAUGGGGCCUAAUAACCCCAAGCCAGUGAGCCUGUCAUGCCACCGGGCCCCAGGGGCUUUCAGGGCCUGGGCAACUUAGUUACAGCUGGCAAAGGAGAAAGUAGUUUUGAGAUGUAAUGCCAGUGUGCUCCAGAAAGUAUAAGGGGUCUGUUUUCUCAUUUUCAUGGACAUCUUCCACAGCUUCACCUGACAACGACUGUUCCUAUGAAGAAGCCACUUGUGUUUUAAGCAGAGGCAACCUCUCUCUUGUCCUCUGUCUUGCCCAGGCAAGGGCAGGGAUGGGAGAGAUUGAGCCAAGUCAGCCUUCUGUUGGUUAAUAUGGUAUAUGCAUGGCUUUGUGCACAGCCCAGUGUGGGAUUACAGCUUUGGGAUGACCGCUUAUAAAGUUCUGUUUUGGUUAGUAUUGGCAUAGUUUUUCUAUAUAGCCAUAAGUGCAUAUAUAUACCCAUAGGGCUAGAUCUCUAUCUUAGUGUAGUGAUGUAUACAUAUACACAUA
This is a messenger RNA of Acomys russatus (golden spiny mouse), 1581 nucleotides long. It is a transcript of the gene Tsc22d3, whose product is annotated as TSC22 domain family member 3. Lineage: Eukaryota; Metazoa; Chordata; Mammalia; Rodentia; Muridae. The transcript is spliced from 4 exons. Gene Ontology annotation, biological process: regulation of transcription by RNA polymerase II. The record is from RefSeq and is a predicted model, not a curated record. Bases 271 to 879 code for a protein of 202 amino acids.